GUUGAUUGGCUAGAAUCUUAAAAUAGUUUUAUUUUUUUAUAAAAUUCUUUUUAGCUUUGUCAAAGAAAUGAAUCAAACAAGUACAAAUACCUCACUAAAGAUAUGAAUAGCAUUAUCAUAUAAGUUACUCCUAAGUUUGAUUAAACAAUUCGCAUGCACUAAAAGCUCGAUCAAUAAUCAAAGACCCGCCACUUCAAAAGGUUACAACAAAACCUUCAAUGUUCGUUCUUAUUCCUCAACAUGCAAUCUUUUCUGCGAUAGUCGCAUAUAAAAGAAUAUAAAGAGCUUUAAUUCAAAUACCUGGGAACUAUUUUGGUAUUCAUUGAUUACAGUUUUAGGAUUUAUUGGAAAUGGCGUUGUAAUGAUUGUUAUAAUCUUUUCUAAAAAUAUUAAUCGCACAUCUUUAUUUCAUAUUGCCAUAUUUUCAUUAGCCCUUGCUGACUUUAUGGUAUGUUUAUUAAGCUUACCAACUUAUAUAAUGUCAACUGAUACUUUUCAAAGUUAUCAUCCUCAAAACAUUAGUGGUGAUUUAAUGUGUAUAUUUAUUACCGGUUAUUCUUUACCGUAUUGGUUUAUUGAUGCUUCAGUUUAUUUACUCGUAUUUAUUUCAAUUGAAAGAUGGAACGCAAUAUUGUAUAAAAAUUGUUUAUUGCCUCAACUAAAAUCUACAAAGUCUAAAAUUGCAACAAUGGUUUUAAUUUUCUUCCUUGCUUUAAUCACAGAAUCUUUAUGUGCAGCCUUUUUUGUAUAUGAUCCGAACAAUAAGCAAUUUGGAAACUUUUGUAAAUAUUUUUUAGACAAAACUUACGAUAAAAUUAUCCUUACACUCGUUAUUUUUAUUUUAGACACUGUAAUACCAGUUAUUAUUGUUUCUUAUUGUUUUUACAAAAUCUCUUUGUUUCUUAAAACAACUGGAAAUUUUUUAGGAAAAUCUAUGAAAGUCAAUAAAGUUGAUGUUAUACAUACUCGAAAAGUCAAAACAAUAAAGACAAUCAAAAUAUUAGCAGCUGCUUUUUGCAUUUGUAUUUUACCAAACAGAAUACUUUUAGUGCUCAGUUCUUUAAAAAUCGAAAUGUUGAAAUGGAAUAACUGGAUCUCCCAAGUUUUUGUUUUAAUGCGAUUAUCAAAUUCUUUUAUAAACCCUCUGAUAUUCUGUUUUGAGAGUAAGCAAUUUAGAACAAAUUUGUCAAUAGUGUUUAACCGGUUUUACAAAAAAAAAUCUACAACCUCAAGCGUAAGAAAACAACAACUAAACGGCUACGAAAAGUUGCCAGAUUUGACUUUUUAAUAAUAACACCAAAUAAGAUUGAACCAAUGAAAAUUCAAAUAAAAGACUAAUUGAAACGGAACAGUCAUACGUAGCGCUUUUUUAUUUUAACGCAAUAAAUUUUUAAGUGAUAA
Messenger RNA from Hydra vulgaris (swiftwater hydra), 1401 nucleotides. NCBI's taxonomy places the organism in Eukaryota, Metazoa, Cnidaria, Hydrozoa, Anthoathecata, Hydridae. The record is from RefSeq and is a predicted model, not a curated record.